AUGUGUCCUGUCACCCCAAGGCGGAGCCACCCUAAGGUCGGAGGGCUUCGCGGAUGCCCGGAGCGGCCGGGCGGGCCGCGGCAGGUGGAAGAGCCGCUUCCGGGAGCCGCGGGCAGGGAUCAUCUACAUGCUGCAGGUCAUGUCUGCAUUCUUAAAGAUGCUUUCACUUAUGAGAGUCCAACAGAAGUAGCAAAUCUAACCUCUGCAAACAAGUUUGAUGCAGCCCUGGCCAUUCAUCUAUAUAAAGGAGGCAGACUUCUGCAAGGUAGCAGAAUUCCUUUUGGAAUCAUCUUUGGUGGGACAGAUGUAAAUGAAGACAUCAAAUGUGAAGAGAAACGUCGGGUAAUGGGAGCAGUACUAGGAGAAGCCAGGUUUGCAGUGGCUUUCACCAUGAAAAUGAAGGAACUGGCAGCAGCAGAGUGGCCAGAUGCUAGGAAGAAAAUCUAUGUCCAAACUCAAGGAAUUAAGACUACACCCAGUGAAACAUUUGACUGGUACAGUUUUCUACAAAAUUCAGACAUUCCUACAGAUACAGACAGUUUACAUAUGUUCCUUUUGAUAUGUGGACUUCGAAGAGUCAAAGACCCUCUGUAUUUAGUGAAUGUAUUUUCAGAUUGGCACAGAAAGGAUCCCAGUGUCCAUCUGGCCAUCAUUGGACCAGCAGUUGAUCCACUUUUUACAAGUGAAGUUAAGGAAAAAGUUAAAAGGUCACCUGGAGUACAUUUGUUACAGGAGCUGCCACAGGAUGAUCUUCAUGCUGCUAUGAAAAGGUGCUUUGCUGUGGUGAACAGCUCCAUCUCAGAGGGGAUGUCUGCUGCCAUUCUGGAGGCAAUGGAUUUAAAUAUUCCAGUGCUGGCAAGGAACAUUCCUGGGAAUGCAGCAAUAGUAAAACAUAAGGAAACGGGACUGCUAUUUUCAGAUCCCCAGGAGUUUGUUGUGCUGUCCAAGAGUUUGAUGAAUGACCCUAUUAUGGAAAGAGAAAUUGUAACAAGAGCCAAAGAUUAUGUGAAGAAACACCAUUCAUGGGAAAGUGAAAGGAAAGUCUAUCAGGAUCUUGUCCUAAGACUCCAGUGA
This is a messenger RNA of Chaetura pelagica (chimney swift), 1074 nucleotides long. It is a transcript of the gene GLT1D1, whose product is annotated as glycosyltransferase 1 domain containing 1. The record is from RefSeq and is a predicted model, not a curated record. The transcript is spliced from 12 exons. NCBI's taxonomy places the organism in Eukaryota, Metazoa, Chordata, Aves, Apodiformes, Apodidae. Gene Ontology annotation, molecular function: glycosyltransferase activity. The coding region runs from base 1 to 1074 and encodes 357 amino acids.